AAAAAAAUUCCGCAAAGGAGAACGUGUUUUUAAAAACAAAUAUGGUGGAUGCAGCCACGAAAAAAACAGUCGCUGCUAUUCCACAGCUUAAAACGAAGGCUGGACCUCGUGAUGGAGAUCAGUGGGUUGCAAGACUAAAGGAGGAAUAUCAAUCACUGAUAAAGUAUGUAAGCACAAACAAGGAACAAGAUAAUGAUUGGUUUAGACUGGAAUCUAAUAAAGAAGGGACAAGAUGGUGGGGAAAGUGCUGGCAUAUGCACAACUUGAUGAAAUAUGAGUUUGAUCUUGAGUUUGAUAUCCCUGUGACGUAUCCAAGCACGGCUCCAGAAAUUGCUAUACCAGAAUUAGAUGGAAAGACAGCGAAAAUGUACAGAGGAGGAAAGAUUUGUUUAACGGAUCAUUUUAAACCGUUAUGGGCAAGAAAUGUGCCAAAAUUUGGUAUUGCACAUGCGAUGGCAUUAGGGCUUGGACCGUGGAUGGCUGUUGAAAUACCGGAUCUUAUUGAGAAAGGUCUUAUUUUACACAAAGAUGAAAAAGCUGAGAAAUCUUGAAUAUUGUACACGCGAUAAAUAUUUAUUGAGAAUGCAGAAAACAUAAAAAAAUCAA
Messenger RNA from Hydractinia symbiolongicarpus, 606 nucleotides. Its product is annotated as ubiquitin-fold modifier-conjugating enzyme 1. Gene Ontology annotation, molecular function: UFM1 conjugating enzyme activity. The coding region runs from base 42 to 551 and encodes 169 amino acids. Gene Ontology annotation, biological process: protein K69-linked ufmylation. The record is from RefSeq and is a predicted model, not a curated record. Gene Ontology annotation, cellular component: cytoplasm. NCBI's taxonomy places the organism in Eukaryota, Metazoa, Cnidaria, Hydrozoa, Anthoathecata, Hydractiniidae. The transcript has 6 exons.